AUGGACGCCGAAAAGUUCGAGUCGCUGCUGGAGAGCAUGCUCCAACUGCGCCUGGAUUCUCCGCAAGAUAGCGAUGGGGUUACCGGCGUCACCGAUCAACUAGCUGCGGCUGUCGCUGCACAACCCGCUGCCGCGGCAGAGAACAGCCGUGCAGAUCAAUCGGCGGGUGAAUGGGCAGAGCUCCUCGUGAGCCAAAUGGUGAGCGCCACGUCCAUGGACGACGGCCGGUGCCGCGCCGCCAGGAUCCUCGAGGCAUUCGGAGGCAGCGUCUGCUCUCGCGCCGCGCAGGUAUCCAGAGAAAAGGACCAGCUGUUGGGAGCCGCCAAGGAGCAGACCUCCAUCCUGAAGAGGGCGGUAAUAGCGCAGCACCGGCGGCGCCUGGAGGACGAGGAGAAAUGCAGGGAACUCCGGGGCCAGGUCGUCCAGUACAGGGAGAAGAUCAAGCGGCUAGAGGCGGACAAUUACGUGCUGUCCAUGCACCUCAGGAACGCAGGGCCGGGCGGGGGCUCCAUGCCGGGGAACUUCCACCCGGAAGUUUUCUGA
Messenger RNA from Lolium perenne, 543 nucleotides. RefSeq lists its product as uncharacterized. NCBI's taxonomy places the organism in Eukaryota, Viridiplantae, Streptophyta, Magnoliopsida, Poales, Poaceae. The record is from RefSeq and is a predicted model, not a curated record.